Molecule: messenger RNA, 327 nt
Organism: Echinostoma caproni
Lineage: Eukaryota; Metazoa; Platyhelminthes; Trematoda; Plagiorchiida; Echinostomatidae
Source: the annotation of a GenBank genome assembly
GCAUCGAAUGUCAUCAUUUCUUAUUCUCCUCUUCGUAGUGUGCUGAUUCUACGAAAUAUGGUGGAUUUGGAGGACUGUGACGACGAGCUGGAAUCAGAAGUGCAUAGUGAAUGUUCUAAUUACGGUCCGGUCGACCGAGUGAUCGUCCAUCAGCAAAUCGAUACAGAGACAAACACCGGAUGUGUCAAGGUGUUCGUUCAAUUCACCACUGCGGACGCCGUAGAUCGAGCCAUCCAGGCGCUCAAUGGUCGAUUCUUUGCCGGAAGGCAAAUCACUGCUGAGGUGUACGAUAAUGAAGCAUUCCUGAUGAACGAUUUUUCACUUUGA